This is a messenger RNA of Impatiens glandulifera, 3525 nucleotides long. Its product is annotated as translation initiation factor IF-2, chloroplastic-like. The coding region runs from base 191 to 3157 and encodes 988 amino acids. The transcript is spliced from 13 exons. Gene Ontology annotation, biological process: translational initiation. The record is from RefSeq and is a predicted model, not a curated record. Lineage: Eukaryota; Viridiplantae; Streptophyta; Magnoliopsida; Ericales; Balsaminaceae. Gene Ontology annotation, molecular function: GTPase activity; translation initiation factor activity; GTP binding.
UAAAUUGGCCACGAAAAUCAUCAGACUGAUCCUCCUAAAGCCCCUUCACAACCACUCGGCGUUUUAAGGCUUCACAGGCGGAAACUAUCUCUAUCUCUCUCGCUCUCUAUACAGCACCAGUUGAUUGAAGAAAGUUCGGGUGACCCUUCUGGUUGUUAAAGCUGAUGAUUCAGUAACACUAGUGUCUACCAUGGCUUCUCUGACUUCCCUUGCGAGCUUGGGGAGUGUAAGUUGUGGUUCAUCUGUGCAUUUCGAGGGAACAUUUUCGCUAGUCCAUAGGGUUUCUUUAUCGAGAAAUAUUCAAAGUUUUCGUGGGAGUUGGAUUGGAAAGAAGUGGAAGUACAUUGGAGUAUGUAGAUGUUCAGUAACUACUAAUUUUAUAACUGAGCAAGGGACAUCUGUUUCCCUUGAUUCAACAAAUGAUGCUGAAUUCGUACUCAGGGCAGCUCCUAAACCAGCGUCAAAACCUGUUUCUAAACCGAAUUUAGCCAUUAACUCAGAAAAUUCAGACUCUAUUGAUGAAAAGUUAAAGGACGAUGAAGCAGAGAGGAAGAAAGUCAUUGAGUCACUAGGAGAGGUUUUGGAGAAGGCCGAGAAGUUAGAGACGAGUAAAAAAGUGAAUGUGACUUAUAAUAGACCACCUCAAAACUUAUCUGUGAAUCCGAGGAAUGGUAAGCCACUCAAUGCAGCUGUUGGUCAGAAGUCUAAUGCUUCAAAAAGUGUGUGGAGGAAAGGGAAUCCAGUGUCUAGUGUACAAAAAGUGGCAAAAGAUUUACCGAAAACUGAGAAUACCCAGAAUCAAGAAAUCAGGCCAGAAGUAUCAAGAAAGCUAAACCCCGUACAAGCUACGGCUCAACCAAGUUUACAAGCUAAACCCUUUGUUGUUCCGCCUCCUGUGUUGAAGAAACCAGUAAUUCUGAAGGACGUAGGGGCAUCCCCAAAAAGUCCAUCUCCUGAAGGAGUUGUCCCUGUAAAAUCUAAAGAAAGGAAACCGAUACUAAUUGACAAGUUUGCGCCUAAAAAAUCUGCAGCUGAUUCUCAGAUUGCAGCAACAGUAUUAGCACCUACAAAGCCUGGAAAGACACCUGUAGCAGGGAAGUCCAAAGAUGAAUUUCGUAAAAAGAGUGGUUCAUUUGGUGGCGUACGGAGACGGAUGAUGGAAAAUGAGAUUCCUGACGAGGCUUCUGAACUUAGUGUCUCUAUUUCAGGGACUUCUAUGCCGAGGAAGGGACGGAAAAUUACUAAGGCUUAUCGGAAAGCAAUUAGACUCAAGGCAGCUCAAGACGCUGCUCCUGUAAAAGUAGAAAUUUUGGAGGUCGGUGAAGAAGGUAUGCUGAUUGAAGAGUUGGCUUACCACUUGGCUACCAGUGAAGGGGAAAUAUUUGGUUCUUUGUACUCCAGGGGUAUAAAACCUGAUGGAGUGCAAACCCUUGAUAAAGAUAUGGUGAAGAUGAUUUGCAAAGAGUAUGAUGUUGAAGUGAUUGAUGGCAUACCAACCCGAGUGGAGGAAAUGGCAAAAAAGAAGGCAAUUGUUGAUGAAGAAGACCUUGAUAAUCUGGAAGAUCGUCCGCCCAUCCUUACCAUAAUGGGACAUGUGGACCAUGGAAAGACAUCUCUCUUGGAUUACAUUCGGAAGAGCAAGGUUGCAGCUUCAGAAGCUGGCGGCAUUACACAAGGAAUUGGAGCAUAUAAGGUGCUUGUUCCCAUUGAUGGGAACCUGCAACCUUGUGUUUUUCUUGAUACCCCUGGCCAUGAGGCAUUUGGCGCUAUGAGAGCUCGUGGAACAAGGGUAACAGAUAUUGCUAUCAUUGUAGUGGCUGCAGAUGAUGGAAUCCGUCCUCAGACCAAAGAAGCUAUAGCUCAUGCAAAAGCAGCAGACGUACCUAUUAUAAUUGCCAUUAAUAAGAUUGAUAAGGAUGGAGCAAAUCCAGAUCGUGUGAUGCAAGAACUUGCUUCCAUUGACUUGAUGCCAGAAGUUUGGGGUGGUGAUGUCCCAGUAGUUCAGAUAAGUGCGCUUAAAGGGCAGAAUAUAGAUGAACUGUUGGAAACUGUGAUGCUGGUUGCAGAGAUGCAAGAGUUAAAGGGCAAUCCACAAAGAAUGGCAAAGGGUGCGGUCAUUGAGGCAGGACUUCACAAAUCUAAAGGACCAUUGGCUACAUUCAUUGUGCAGAAUGGAACCCUUAAAAAAGGAGAUGUUGUUGUUUGUGGUGAAGCUUUCGGAAAGGUUAGGGCUUUAUUUGAUGAUGGUGGAAACCGUGUUGAUGAAGCUGGGCCCUCAAUACCUGUACAGGUUAUUGGAUUGAACAAUGUCCCAAUUGCUGGUGAUGAAUUUGAGGUAGUUGACUCCCUUGAUGUUGCACGUGAAAGGGCAGAAGUUCGUGAAGAAUCAUUAAGAAUUGAACGUAUAUCAGCCAAGGCAGGGGAUGGAAAGGUUACAUUAUCUUCCUUAGCUUCUGCUGUUUCUGGGAGGAAGCUUUCUGGACUUGACUUGCACCAGCUGACUAUCAUUAUGAAAGUUGAUCUUCAGGGUUCUAUUGAAGCUCUUAGACAAGCCCUUCAGGUUCUUCCCCAAGAAAAUGUCACGCUAAAGUUCCUCUUGCAAGCCACUGGUGACAUAAACAAUAGUGAUGUUGACCUUGCAGUGGCUAGUGAAGCCAUCAUUUUGGGUUUUAACGUCAAAACACCUGCUUCUGUUAAGAGCUACGCUGACAACAAAGGUGUUGAGAUUCGUCUCUACAGAGUUAUUUAUGAUCUUAUUGAUGAUGUAAGGACUGCCAUGGAAGGACUUCUGGAAUCGGUCGAGGAACAAAUACCAAUAGCCUCUGCGCAAGUUAGGGCAUUGUUUAGCAGUGGAAGUGGUCAGAUUGCUGGAUGCAUGGUGACCGAAGGAAGAAUAGUGAAAGAUUGUGGCAUUCGGGUGAUUAGAAAGGGCAAAACAGUACAUGUUGGUACACUAAAUUCUUUGAAAAGAGUUAAAGAGAUCGUGAAAGAGGUAAGUGCUGGACUGGAGUGUGGAAUUGGGGUAGAUGAUUACGAUGAUUGGGUUGUAGGCGAUGUUAUCGAAGCUUUCAAUAGGGUUCAGAAGAAAAGAACGCUUGAAGAGGCUUCAGCCACAAUGACGGCUGCUCAUGAAGGAGCUGGCAUAAUCCCCUCGUAGCUUUGUGGGUCCCAUCAACCAAUUAACGUGUGAUUGGGGUUAUGAAGACAGCUUGCGAAGUUUACUGAAAUCUGGAUGGAUGAAUUCCCACUUUAAACACAAAGCAGUCUUCUGUAAAUAGCAAGAUGCAAAGAGUUGGCGAAGAGAGGACCAAUGGCUGGCUUUAGUGCUUAUUGAGAAGAUGGCGAAAAUUGCGAUGUAUCAUCGUUUUGCAACUCUUGAAAUUUUGCUUGCAAUUUGUAACUAACUUCAUUUAGUUAAUUAUUAUGUACAAACUCCCAUUUCAAACUGCAUUUAUUGUUUGUAUAAUAAUAGCUGUCAUGUUUUUCUUCCCAAUCAAAAAAGAUAUUAUAUUCUCUUUGUGGUUC